Ailuropoda melanoleuca (giant panda) is the source of this 11817-nucleotide messenger RNA. It is a transcript of the gene KCNB2, whose product is annotated as potassium voltage-gated channel subfamily B member 2. The record is from RefSeq and is a predicted model, not a curated record. Gene Ontology annotation, molecular function: protein binding; delayed rectifier potassium channel activity. Gene Ontology annotation, biological process: action potential; potassium ion transmembrane transport; protein homooligomerization. Lineage: Eukaryota; Metazoa; Chordata; Mammalia; Carnivora; Ursidae. The coding region runs from base 413 to 3151 and encodes 912 amino acids. The transcript is spliced from 3 exons. Gene Ontology annotation, cellular component: membrane; dendrite; voltage-gated potassium channel complex.
GGGGGCGAAGAUCGAUGAAGAUUAUUGUUCUUUUUAAGGAUACCUUAGCUUCCUCCCGCCGCCUCUCUGAGCUUUCCUGCUAGAGACCGCGAACAGUCAGGGAUGUGAGGAGAGGGGGAAAAACGCCAGGAGCUCCAGCCAGCCGGGGAGACCCUCCUCUCCGUGGAGGGGAGGGGGAUUUCCAGCGACAGAUCAUUGGCGAAGGGGACCGUCGCAGGGAGAGGAGCCCCGGAGGGAGCGGGGAAUCCCACAACCCUUUGUGGCGCCCGAGCCCGUGCCGCCUGCUGAGCGGGGUCUGUGGGAGCUAGUUGUGUCUCUGGAAAUGCCUGCCUCAGAGGGAUAUCGCUUCAGCUGACCCUCCCACAGCUCAUUCUUCUGAGGAGCCUGGCUCUGCGGCUUUGUCCUGUUCAAAAUGGCAGAAAAGGUCCCCCCUGGCUUAAACAGGAAAACUUCAAGGUCGACACUCUCCCUUCCACCGGAACCUGUGGACAUCAUUAGGAGCAAGACGUGCUCGCGGAGGGUUAAAAUCAACGUGGGGGGCCUCAACCACGAAGUGCUGUGGAGAACGUUGGACCGGCUGCCCCGGACGCGCCUGGGGAAGCUCCGGGACUGCAACACGCACGAGAGCCUCCUGGAGGUGUGCGACGACUACAACCUCAGCGAGAACGAGUAUUUCUUUGACCGGCACCCGGGGGCCUUCACUUCCAUUUUAAAUUUCUACCGGACAGGGAAACUCCAUAUGAUGGAAGAAAUGUGCGCUCUCUCUUUUGGCCAAGAGCUUGAUUACUGGGGGAUUGACGAGAUCUACCUGGAGUCCUGCUGCCAAGCCAGGUAUCAUCAGAAGAAGGAGCAGAUGAACGAAGAGCUGCGGCGGGAGGCCGAGACCAUGCGCGAGAGGGAGGGAGAAGAGUUCGAUAACACCUGCUGCCCGGAGAAGCGGAAGAAGCUCUGGGACUUGCUGGAGAAACCGAACUCGUCAGUGGCCGCAAAGAUCUUGGCCAUCGUGUCUAUCCUGUUCAUCGUGCUCUCCACCAUCGCCCUGUCUCUCAACACGCUGCCAGAGCUGCAGGCGGUGGAUGAAUUCGGACAACCCAACGACAACCCCCAGUUGGCCCAUGUGGAGGCUGUGUGUAUUGCUUGGUUUACCAUGGAGUACCUCUUACGCUUCCUGUCCUCACCAAAUAAGUGGAAGUUCUUUAAAGGCCCUCUAAAUGUCAUUGAUUUGCUGGCCAUCUUGCCCUAUUACGUCACCAUCUUCCUCACGGAGUCCAACAAGAGCGUGCUGCAGUUCCAGAACGUGAGGCGCGUGGUUCAGAUCUUCCGGAUCAUGCGUAUCCUCAGGAUCCUGAAACUCGCCAGACAUUCCACAGGCCUGCAGUCUCUGGGGUUCACCCUCAGACGGAGUUACAACGAACUGGGCUUACUGAUCUUAUUCUUGGCCAUGGGGAUAAUGAUAUUUUCCAGCCUGGUAUUUUUUGCUGAGAAGGAUGAAGAUGCUACCAAGUUCACCAGUAUCCCCGCGUCGUUUUGGUGGGCCACCAUCACCAUGACCACCGUGGGCUAUGGUGACAUUUACCCGAAAACGUUAUUAGGGAAAAUCGUGGGAGGCCUCUGCUGUAUUGCGGGGGUUCUGGUUAUCGCUCUUCCCAUCCCAAUCAUCGUGAAUAAUUUUUCUGAGUUUUACAAGGAGCAGAAACGCCAGGAGAAGGCAAUUAAAAGGAGAGAGGCUCUUGAGCGGGCCAAGAGGAACGGAAGCAUUGUUUCUAUGAACUUGAAAGAUGCCUUUGCCCGAAGCAUGGAACUGAUCGACGUGGCCGUGGAGAAGGCAGGAGAGUCAGCCAGUACCAAGGACUCGGCGGAUGAUAAUCACCUGUCUCCAAGCCGCUGGAAGUGGGCCAGGAAAGCGCUGUCGGAGACGAGCUCCAACAAAUCUUUCGAGAACAAGUACCAGGAGGUCAGCCAAAAAGACUCCCACGAGCAGCUGAACCACACCUCCUCCUCCAGCCCGCAGCACCUGAGUGCCCAGAAGCUGGAGAUGCUGUACAACGAGAUCACCAAGACACAGCCGCACGCUCACCCGAACCCCGACGGCCAGGAGCAGCCCGAGAGGCCGUCUGCGUACGAGGAGGAGAUAGAAAUGGCCGAAGUGGUCUGCCCGCAGGAGCAGCUGGCCGUGGCACAGACCGAGGUCAUCGUGGACAUGAAGAGCACCUCCAGCAUAGACAGCUUCACCAGCUGUGCCACCGACUUCACGGAGACCGAGAGGUCGCUCCUGCCGCCGCUGUCCGCCUCCCACCUGCAGAUGAAGUUCCCACCCGACCUCACGGCGACGGAAGAGCACCAAAGAGCCAGGGGGCCCCCAUUUCUAACACUAAGCAGAGAGAAAGGGCCCGGGGCCAGGGACGCCAUCCUGGAAUACGCUCCAGUCGACAUAACUGUGAGCCUCGAGGCCGGCGCUUCCCAAAGUGGGCUCCACGGCACUUUGCAGUCGGACGGCACCUCCGAGAGCCCUAAGAGUUCGCUGAAAGGCAGCAACCCCCUGAAAUCCAGAUCGCUCAAAGUGAACUUUAAGGAAAACAGAGGCAGUGCCCCCCAGACCCCGCCCAGCACAGCCAGGCCCCUGCCGGUCACGACGGCUGACUUUUCACUCACCACCCCCCAGCUCAUCAGCACCAUCCUCCUCGAAGAAACCCCCUCCCAGGGAGACAGACCCUUGCUGGGCGCUGAGGUAGCCGCACACUGUCAGGGACCUUCCAAAGGGCUGACCCCUCGGUUUCCCAAGCAGAAACUCUUUCCUUUCUCGUCAAGAGAGAGGAGGAGCUUCACGGAAAUAGACACUGGCGAAGACGAUGACUUCCUACAGCUCCAGGGGCCCAGGCAGGACAAGCAGGCUGACUCCAGCCCAAACUGCUUUUCAGAUAAACCUAGUAGUGAUGGAAGAGACCCUUUGAGAGAAGAGGCCUGUGGGGGCUCUUCCUCCCCCCAGGACACAAGUCACAACUGUAGGCAGGACAUUUACCAUGCUGUGGCGGAAGUAAAAAAGGACAAUAGUCAAGAAGGGUGCAAGAUGGAAAACCACUUGUUUGCCCCAGAAAUUCAUUCCAGCCCGGGAGACACAGGUUAUUGUCCCACACGUGAAACCAGCAUGUGACUAGUUACAAAAGCAAUAAUAAUAAUAAUAAUAAUAAUAAAACUUGUUUCUUAAAAAUGCGGUAAUAAUGCCUGUGAACUAAAAACAUGGGAGGCCCCCCACAAAAAAAAGUGCAUAAAAUGUUAUUUUUGCAUGGCAUGAGCAGUUUAGUUUAAGUACUGUUUAAAUAAAGAGUCAAGACUGCAUUUUGUAACAAACAAAAAUGACUGAGGAACAGUGAACAAAUAAAGAGAGCUCUAUUAGGAACCAGUAUUCUGCAAUGUCUGACAUUUUUGAUCCUUUCAUUUCAAAUUGUAGACAGAUUUUCAACUUUUAACUUUUCUGUUACAAUGAAUUUUAGAAUUUGCACAUGAAAGGAUGAAAUGUCAUUGCAUGCAUUCGUAAUUAUGAGGACCAAGGUGCUUUGAGCUUGCAAAAUGCCUAACUUUGUAAAUAAUGGGACCCAGGAUGCAAAAUUGUCAAGAACAUAUGGAAACAAGUUUCUGAGACACAGACACCUUCCUUCACAGCUGCCUGGAGGAGCUGUACAGACUUCUUGUUGCAAAAUUGCAACCUCUUCUUAAACCAUCUCACAUAUCUUGCUUUGGGUUAUAAAGCUCUUAAAAGUACAUUUGUUUAAAGGAAUACAGUAUUUUUAUUGUGAUAUAAUCCAUAGAGUGCAUUUUUCUUUUGUGCUUCUGCUUACUUGUGGCACUUGUGGUUUUAUUUAUAAGUCAUGCAAAUAGGCAAGAUUUAAUGACCAGAUAUCGACAAAUUUGGAAUUGAAGCUUGAAAUUUUGCCAAUUACAUAUCCAAUUUUGCCACAGCCUAAAACCCUGAAAAUAUGUCAAAGGUUAUAUCAUACAACUAAACUUUUUUUUUUUUAAUGUCUCUCCACAUUUGGAAAUCGGGUUUUUUGUUUUUUGUUUUUUAAGUUGUAUGUUCACCAUCGAAAGAUGACGGUAUUUUCCACUUGAAGCCAACGUAAACUUUGCUAUCUAAAGAAUGCAGAUAUGCCAAAACGGGAAUUCCAAAAAGUGACUUUUGACAAACUGAAAGCAAAGCUAUUUAAGUGAGACCGCCACCCCCACAUAGUUAGUUGGGUUCAGAAAUGAGUUACCAUAAAAAGAGUUCUCGGCUGGUAAGGGGUCGCCCCAUAGUUCCCAGUGGGGGGAGGGAACACCGCAACUCGAAGAGCCCUACGGAGGCUGGUAGGCACCUGCAGCCAUUAGCAGCAACUAGAAACACCCCCUCACGUUCCCAGCGUCCUCAAGCUUCAUCAGGAAUACCCUUGUUGAAAGGCACUUCCAGCAUUUUCGACUGAAAACACUGAAAUCCAGAGGAGUUAAGAUACAUGCUGGUGGUUACCCUGUUGGUGAAGUCUGUGCUAAGCACCCAGGUCGGUUGAAUCCGUUUUGCUUCGCAGGAAAUAAAGGCUCUCAUUCCAGAUCCGCAACUACCAGAUGCGUGAUUCUGGUUAAGCCUUGAAAACUUCUUAGUCUCAGUUUUACCCCAAUAAACCCAAGAGAGAAUUAUUUCUCAGGUCCCUUAAGACUUCAAGUUAAUACGAUUCCUUGGUCUCUCAGGAAUGUCCAAGUUUUGCCUCAGCGUAAUGCAUUUUGUACGUGUGUGUGCCCGUGCGUGUAUGUGAGAGUGUGUGUGUGUGUCUGUGUGUGUGUGUGUGUGUGGUUCAUAGAAAGAGUUGGGAAAAUUCCGGACCAAAUUUAAAGCGCAACUUUUGUUUAAAGAAAAAACAAAUUCUAAAUUGUAUUCUAUUUUUUAAAAUACGAUAAAAACACUGGGAAAAGACAACCCAAAUGUUUAGAAUUUAAGGCUUUAGGAAUGACAUUUAUUAACUGAAUCUGGUCAUUAUAUCUCAGAUAAGAAAACAAGUUUUGAUCUUAGCUGAAAUCCAAACAUCCCUACUGUUAAAAACAAUUUUAAAUGUUUCUCUUUCACUGUGCUUAGAAUUCCUUAAUGGGUUUCAUGUUUGCCUCAAGACAUAACCUUGAAGGGUUUAUGGUCAUUAGCCGUUGAUAUUUGCAGUCCUCAUACUUAUUUCAGUGUCUGAAAUGAAAUGUUGAUCUGGUUUUGUAAAUCUAGAGUGUUCGAAUUUUCUACAUGUAGUUUUUCAAGUCAAACAGGUAUGUCUGCUGUUAGAUGAAUAGCAAAUAAGUUAUGAAAAUCAUUUUCUUUACAUACUCUUACAAAGCAGUUAUUUUCUAAUGUCUCUGUAUUUUUGAAUCUCAAUUUUUUUCUUUUAUCUGCCUGCACAGGUGGAUUUGUCUUAUUGCCCUGAUAGUUCACUAAUGCCCACUUUCAUGUGUCUAUUAGAACCCUGCUCCAGAACGCUUAAUCUUAGAAAUCUUGCCUAGACAAGGAAUCUAGACAUUCCACCCUGGAAUCAUUUUCCCUAAAAACUUUUUUCCUUUUAAUAUUUUUUUUAAGUUUCAAAGAAUUUUCAAGAACAUUUUAUGGGAAGCUUAACCUUCCAUUCUUCUUAGCCCCUCUGAGCCAAAAGUCUUCAGCUAGGAGAAAAAUAAAAUGCUCCUCUAAAACAAAAACAAAAACAAAACAAAACAAAACAAAACAAAAACUGACUUUGUUGUUUCACAGGGAGGCAGUUUGGGAACCAAGGGCUCCCAGAAUGCACUUCUGCAGCACUUCCUAAACCUUUCCAAUGAACUGCAGCUGACGCAGAGAAUGAACGUUGUGUAUGCCUGAAAUGGUCUGCAAAUAUACCAAGCACAGAAUUCUUUUGAAGUCUUAUUUUUACAUUAAAAAUUCAUGUAAAUGCUGCAUUUUACUCCAUAUGUUUCAAUAUAAAAGAACUGAUGUUUUAUAUUGCUUAUCGACUAGUAAAAUUGAUACUCUUAUAACUUCAUAUACCUCUUUUGUACCCCUUGGAAAAUAUGUCCCUAGUUUAAGAAGCACUGCAUGGAUGAUGGGAACAUAGACUGGUUCCUUCAGGCGCGCUGGAGGUUUCUGCUACGGGGAAUGGGUACUCACCGGGAGCUAGCUCAGUGACCCAGGGACGAAUGUCAGUGAGUAGAGAAUAUUUGAAUGAACUCAGAAUAACACGAUCUCAAGAAUGGUUAAUUUGAUUCUUCUAGCUAUCUUAACAACCAGUGCAAACGGCCACAAGAUCAUCUUAGCUCAAAGACUGAGAUCAAUCAUGAAAGUCAGGAAAUGGAUACAUGGAUAAAUGUCUUGGAUCACAAAUACAAGAGUGACAUCAGUCAGUGAGGCCCUGGAGUUGAUCUAGUUUGUCUCUAAAUAUUUCCACUAGAAAUUUCUCCACUCUGGCAAAACCAACUGCUGUGAAGCAAGCAAUUAGAUCAAGCGUUAUCCUGAUAUGACUAGAUCUGGUAACAAGGAGAGUAUAUGCCAAGUAUCUGUUCCCAUUAAUUUCUUGUCAAAACAGUCUCAUUCUCAUGCAGACACAGGCUGGGGAAAGCCACCAACUCAACUAUUUUCUCUAGGAAUUUGAAUAGGGGAAAGAAAGCCUUAUGGAUGUAGAGUACCUUCCAGUUUCUUCUUGAACUUAAUCCUCACAGCAGCCUUCUGAAUUAGGUAUUAUUUAUCAGUAAAGGACCAGAGAGGUUAUGCAUUUUGUUCAAAUUGACACAGGUCACUGGCGAAUAGUAGAACCUGGCUUCAUUCAUAUCGUCUGGUGUCAAGUCCGUCAUUCCAACAUACCAGAGUAUGUUUCGUUAGGUUUUUUUCCUAUUAGUACCUGAAAUUAUGUUAAAAAAAAAAAACAAAACAAAACCUGGAGGUGCAUUUAUAGCCAUGCUGAAAGUUUGCUGAAAGUAGCAGUGAAUCAUGCCAAAUGGUAAUGACUGAAGACAAAUGACACUGACCAUCUUCAAUACAAAUGUUUGCCAAUUUAGAAUUCUGGUCAUAAGAGCCACACCCUUGGGUGAAAGAAAAGAAUUCAUAGCUCAUGAUGUAACAUGACAUACAUAUCAGGAAGAGGGCUGAAGGAAGCCACCUGAUUUUCUGAAACAAAAACAAGUAGAAUUUUAGAACUACUUCUAGUCUAAUUUCAAAAAUGUUGUCGAACUGAAUUUAAUUGCCAUUUCAUUGUUCAUUCAUUCAGCAAAUACUAGGUAAGCACCCCUAUAUUACUCAAUACUAGGUAUUAAACCCCUAAAUGCGAGGUGAGCACCUCUGUAUUCCACAGAAGGCACCCUGCUUGGUGCUAGGGUACAGCCCUUGUCCUCAUGGAGCUUACUGCCUGGGCCAUUUACAGCCAGGCUGAGGAUCAUUUGGGUUACUGAAAAAUGUCUCUUCUGAGUAUAGAAAAAAAAUCACUCGAUUAUCAAACCGGAGAAGCAGAUGACAAGAACAAGUGAAAUGCUUUUCCAGCAAACUGUUUUUCUAAGAAAUAGACAGAUGGCAUAAAUGGAAGUCUGAUAUAUAAUUAUUUUUGAGUCACAAUUUAGAUUUACAUGAGAUAACAAACUGUUAACCUGAUUGAGUGAGGUUAUGGGUUGUCUUUCCUCUUUAUCUGACAAAUCGUAAAAUAAUUUUUUAAUUAGAUAUAAUGCUUGUCAAAAUAGCUAGUAAUGGUCUAUCACUAAUAACUAGAGCAAGAUUUAAUACCAGUGGAAGUCUGUAACACAUUUUCUAUUUUAAUAGUUUGAUGACCGUUAUGUGGUUAAAAACAAACCAUUUUUAUGGUUUGUCUUACUUCCCAUUAACUACAGGCAACGUUUUAGCUAUAUAUCACUAUUCUUUGUUUAGCCCUCUGAAUUUCUAAAUUGAAGAUAUUUAAAAUUCUAUUAUAUAGCUUGACUCAAGGGAUUUAUUCACCAGAUCCAUGUGACUUUGAAAAUACAUUAGAUAUUCUUCCACUGCCACUGUCCUCACCCAAACAGAACUAAGAAAAGAAAAGAAAAAGAAAGAAAAAGAAAAAGAAUACUCUACAAAAUCUAAGUAAAAAAUGGAAAUGCUCCAAGCCCAUCCCUAAUAGGAAAGAGGAAAGGCCCCAACUCCAAAAGCUUGGUUCUGUGUUAUUGAAUUUAAUGCUUACUGUAAUGUAAUGCUAUCCUGCAAUGUAACGCUAUUGGUUUCAAUAACCAUUUCUUCUACUUGCCUUUUUAAAAACAGCCUGAGUUAACUGCAUAAAUCCUUAUUUACCAUUACCAUUAAUGCAUAAUCCCUUCCUUCUUAAAUCUCAAGGGGUUUUAAUCUACAAAAAUACCUAUAAAGUGAGGUGGGGGAGAUUCUCUUUAAUAAUAAGACAACCCAAGGCCAGCAAAAGAUACAAGUACAAAAAAGAAGGAAGAAAAAGAAAUGUGUGAGUAAAUUAAACAUGUUUUUUAAGCAGAGAAAUGUAUAUUAGGCAUGUGUAUAUGCUUUUAUAAAAUUUAGAUUUACUAUUGACAUGAAAUUCACAAUUGAGACCAUCAUUCCAAGUUUAAUCUCUCUCCUGAAGAAAUUAUUUCUUAUGAUAUAACCAGUACCAGAUUGUUGUGAUAAAAUAUUUCAUUCAACUAACAUUUAUUGUCUACCAUGGGCCAGAAAUUAAUUUAUGCACAGUUUAUCCCCUCAAUUUUACAGUCUAGAAGAGAUUUCAUAUUUAAAGAGAUUAUAUUCCCAAGUGAAAUCCAAUCCCACAGUGUGAGCUGGAAAUAAUAUGGCGAUAUGUUUGAAUUUGUAGUCUGAGAAUUCCUAUAACCCAUUUUUAUGUUCCCUCAGACUCGAAUUACGUAUUUCAUUCCCUACUCUAGGAUCUGAAUGACCAUCACAUACGCUUUCUACACAUACAUGUUUAAAAUCAUAGUAGCUGUCUGAAGCCUAGUGACAGUGUAUCUCAAUGGAGAUAGUACCCUCUUCCACCAAAGGAAAUGUGAUUCUAGCAAAAAUGAUGUUGAAAAUCAUUGUUUUUAUACUCUCAUAACUGUUCUGUUUGAUUUUUUAAAAAUCUCAGCCUACAUGCUGUGAUAGAAGCCAUCACAACCUGCUGGUCUGAUGAAAAUCUAAUGCCAGUCCAAACAAGUAGCUCUCCCAUCCGCAAUGGGCAGUAAUGGCAAACGAUAUGUCGAAUGGUGUUUCUUUUAGUUAUUUUUGUUUCACUUUAACCUAAAAAGGCUUUGAAAUGGCAUACCAAACAAUAAAAAUAGACUUUCAAAAUCAAGAUUCAGAGAAACAGACACAGAAUCGUGAAAACAGACCAGAGGUAGACACGCAGUUCCAGAAAGGACGUCACGGGCUACCAUCUGCUGUUGAUUCUCCAUGUUGAGUGCCUUCUAGUUGUCGGUCUGAGAGCCAGUGGAAUUCUCCAUUUGCCCGGAAAGGAAGCGGUAAUGAGGCCCUGAAAGAAAGUUUUCUACCAUUUUACACCUUCCGUUAUGCGUGCACGUAGCCAAAAAUCACAACUACAUCCUAGAUGUUUUUUCAGUGAUCACUUCUCAGUUUUCUUUUUCUUAUUCCAAAAUAUCUGAUAAGACUGUUGCUACUUUCUGCACAGCACUUUCAGAAUAUAGCUACCUACCGCCUCCAAAUCAAAACAGAAUCACAGGUUUGGCUAAAUAUUUAGCGGUGCCCUAACGUGGACUCUGACGACAUGGUAAAUGCUACUUUGACCUUUCCACGAUGAGCAGGAAGUGAGAGAGAACUCAAAAGAGUGGUUUUUGUUUUUAAGAAUCAUGAACCUGUGAAGAUAAAGUCAUUCGGUUGAUUAACUCCAAAACCCACAGUCUCCAUUCUUCCUGAAGUUUACAAAUAGAACCCGAAAUGCCCCUGACUUGACCCCAGUGAAAAAAUAGAUGGUUUCUAAACUCCCAAGAGACACCUGUGGGUGCUGGCCAGAAAUUCUAUUACAGCCAGAUUUCUGCCAUCUUUAAACCAAGUUACUUCUAACAUUCUUAUUUGCAGCAUAUGGGUUAGGCUGAUUUCAACCUGCAAAUACUCACAUCAUAAUGUUUAAUUAGGAGGAUUUUUGUAAAGGAAACAGAUACAUAGAAAGUAAUAUGUACUAAUGUUAACCAAAGCACUUCUCCAACAAAAUGCGAUUGCCAAAAUUAAUAUAUAUAUGGUAUGAAAAUCUCACUAAAGAAUUGGCAAAAUUUUCCUAUUUAGUUCAAAGCCAAAGAAAGAAAAAAAAAAAAACCCUGCAACUUACGAAACACUAUGGUUUGUCAUACAAUAGCCAAGUUUCAAAUUUAUGCAAUUUUAAAAAGGUAUUAUAUUAAACCAUUAAAAAUUCAACAGUGAAUGUAUAAAAAAGGUUUAUUAAGCAAAUAUAAGGUGCCAUUAGCACACUGAAGCAUUUUUAAUAAUCUUUCAUUUGACAGCAUAAUGACUAUGCCUUGCUCUUGGCACCUUGUUUUCAACCUGAAAGCUUUUCUGUUUUAUAUUGUUGCUUGUGUGUUUGCUUGCUUCUUUGUUUUGUUUGAAGAAGUAAGGAUAAGCGCGAAACAUGUUCAAAGGGGAAGUUAUUGGACAACUUAUUAACAGUACCUACAGUGCCCAGGGUACAACGGAAACCAUUUGUAGAAGGGACUUGACCUCACUCCCUUCUACCUUCUUCUCAAGUCUCACCAUCCUGGUUUGGAAACAGAUUCGUUUGAUCAAACUCAGAUCCCGCUCAUCCAGAUUUUUGAUUCCUCUCCUGUCGGCAGCGCCCGCCAGCAAUCCUCUCCUAGGGUCUGCCUGACUAUAGAACUUCUGGUCUCAAGUCAAGGGCACGACCAAUGGAGCCAUUAGCCAUAGCAACUUAAAGCCCAAAGCUAAGACUAACAGGAAGCUGUCCAGGUGCUCAGAGAAGCCUGAGGACUUAGGAACUGUCAACACAGUGUAAUAGUAUGGUCUGACCGUCAAAGCAAUGACGCUGUAUUUUUCUCCCCCUGUUAACAAAAGAAUAAUUUUUUAAAUCCUCUAAUAAGUUCUUGAGCUUCAAAGGUAAAUAACUAAGUUGAUGAGAAAGGUGGUGUCUACCUCACUGAUUUGUCACCAGAUACCAUCCUAAAUGCAUUUUCCACUAAAUUUCUGUGGGCAACCGAUUAGUGCGUCUGUUUUCAGGGCAGUAUCCAAAAAGGAAAAUACCAAUAUUACCCUUUUCAUUUUUAGUGGUAGCAAACAUUUCAAUCGGGGAAAAUUGAUAUUACUCUGGUAGUUUUUACAUGGUUCUUGGCCAAAACUGUUAUAACGAUUUAAACAGAACUUCAGUAAAAGAUAUUAGGGGUGAAGAAAAGACCAUCUCAAAAUAUUGUACUUUGCUGUACAUCCAAUUAGAAAUCAAUCAAAUUUGGAUUAAGAUAUCUUUUUAAUUCUUUGUAAAAAAAAUAUCUUUAGGUGGUUUUGAAAUUAAUAUUUCUCAUUUUACUCUAAGUCUUUUAAAAAGUACUAUUAUAAAUUAAACCAGAUGGUAUAUAGUAAAGCACCUCGUACAACACUGGACAGGAGGUAUUCAUUUUCUUUUUUGAAAAUAUUCCAGAAGAAAUCAUUCAACUCACAUUUGCCACUAAUUACUUAGUCUUCUAAAAUUUUUCUGUGGCUUUCUAAACACUCAAACUUUUAAAUGUGUGUGAGUAUAAAUGUAGAUUUUCACUCACUGUCACUUUAAAAUAGAGAAUAUUUUGGGCACUUGUGUGGUUCGUUUGGUUAAGCAUCUGCCUUCAGCUCAGGUCAAGAUCCCAGAGUCCCACAUCGGACUUCCUGCUCAGCGGGCAGUCUGC